GGGGAGGGAGAGAGAAAACUUGUCGUCACAGUCCGGAAAAUGAUGGAAAACACGCCGAACAGCCGCCCUCACGUUGAGAGCUCCGGAGACUGCGCCAUCUGUUUGGACCCAAUUCAGAAAAAGAAAACGCUGACGUGUCAGCACUCUUUCUGCACGGAGUGUAUUGACUCCGUUUUUAAAGUGAAGCCCGCGUGCCCGAUAUGUAACACCUUCCACGGAGUGUACACGGGGACACAGCCGAUGGGCACGAUGACGGUGACCCGCAGCUGGCUGAGCCUGCCGGGCUACGAGGGUUGCGGGUCCAUUACCAUUCAGUACAGCUUCCCCGCGGGAAUACAAGGGCCCGAGCACCCAAACCCCGGAGUGAGGUACAGCAGCACCUCUCGUACCGCCUUCCUGCCAGCCUGCGCUGAGGGAGAAAAAGUCCUGAAGCUGCUGAGGAAAGCGUUUGACCGAAGACUCAUAUUCACUGUAGGACGAUCUGCAACCACGGGCCUCAACAACGUCAUCACCUGGAAUGACAUUCACCACAAGACCAGCACUACAGGCGGUCCAGAGUGCUUUGGGUAUCCAGACCCAGAAUACUUGCUCAGGGUUCAAGAGGAGCUUUACCUCAAAGGUGUGACAGAAGAUGACUGAUGGGCAAAGACAUUGCUUCAYGUAACAACGAUUCCUUAUAUAAGUCUGCACUUUUCGCUGCCCUCCCACUGGGAUGACAGUCACUGAURCUUCUGAGAGCUGAAUCAACUUUCCCAAAGGUUUUCUAAAUUAUGUAAAAGUUUCCUAUUUUUAGUUUUUASUUUAAAGAAAGAGGUAGUACUUUGGUUCUGAGCAUCUCCUUGUAGUGAAUAAGGAUUUUUGUGGCCCAGUGAACAACAAACUGUACAUAAUAGGGUAAAUAUUUGAAAGAGAAAUGUUUAAAAUAGUGUCAUGAAAAUUUUAUUCAGAUAAAUGCGUCUUCAUCUCAAGAAACAUAUCAGUGAUGAUGAUGAUGAGCCUAAACAUUCUGUUACUAAUAGUUUCUUAGUUCUAAAAAAUCUAAAACACAUUUAAUUUCUUUCCCGACAUAAUAAGAGCUCUGUUAGUUAGAAGUUGCAAUAAUGUUACUUGCUGUUACAAACACACUUAAAGCACAUUUUGAAGGAAUACUUUUACUUCAUUUCAAAACAAACUGCUAAUAAGUUUGAAAGUGCAACCCCAGUUCUGAAAAAGUAAAAUGUAAAUAAAAACAAAAUGCAAUGAUUUGCAA
This is a messenger RNA of Austrofundulus limnaeus, 1249 nucleotides long. Its product is annotated as probable E3 ubiquitin-protein ligase DTX3. The coding region runs from base 40 to 639 and encodes 199 amino acids. The record is from RefSeq and is a predicted model, not a curated record. Gene Ontology annotation, biological process: Notch signaling pathway; protein ubiquitination. Lineage: Eukaryota; Metazoa; Chordata; Actinopteri; Cyprinodontiformes; Rivulidae. The transcript is spliced from 3 exons.